UUGUCGUCUGUGGAUCACAUUUGGGUUUUGAUUUGAGGUUAACUUUUUAGCGUUGUUUCAAAAUUCAAAGUCGUUUCAUGUACAUCGUGCAGAAACUUAUUAUUAAAACAACAUAAUUUAUUUACAAGUACAUAAAUAAGGAUCCCUAAAUCCGUAUCAAAUCUCACGUACCAACAAUCAAAUUUUACUGUAAAGUUGUAAUUCUCUUCGCAGUAUUAUUACUUUCCUCAGUGACGCGAGUAAUCGCCGAGAGGUUCGAAGAUUCCGAAUCGUCUUUCUUAUCAAAAAAGCAAUAAUGGCUGAAAACGAUGCAGUGAAUCCUAAAGCUUACCCUCUGGCUGAUGCUUCUUUGACAGCCAAGAUACUGAACUUGGUUCAGCAAGCUGCCAAUUACAAGCAGCUUCGUAAAGGAGCCAAUGAGGCAACUAAGACUCUGAACAGAGGCCUCUCUGAGUUUAUCAUAAUGGCUGCAGAUGCUGAACCUUUGGAGAUUGUGUUACACAUUCCCAUAUUGUGUGAAGACAAGAAUGUGCCAUAUGUCUUUGUUAGGUCAAAACAAGCUCUGGGCAGAGCCUGUGGGGUGUCCAGGCCCAUUGUUGCUUGUUCCAUUACUAUAAAUGAAGGGUCACAGUUGAAACCUCAGAUUACAAGUAUUCAACAAGAAAUUGAAAGACUUUUAGUGUAAGUGAUAAAUGACUUUCCAAGUGUUAUUUUUAUAAAUACAUUCUGUAUUAACAGAA
Bicyclus anynana (squinting bush brown) is the source of this 740-nucleotide messenger RNA. It is a transcript of the gene hoip, whose product is annotated as NHP2-like protein 1. Lineage: Eukaryota; Metazoa; Arthropoda; Insecta; Lepidoptera; Nymphalidae. Gene Ontology annotation, biological process: ribosome biogenesis; maturation of SSU-rRNA; mRNA splicing, via spliceosome. Gene Ontology annotation, molecular function: RNA binding. Gene Ontology annotation, cellular component: precatalytic spliceosome; U4/U6 x U5 tri-snRNP complex; nucleolus. The transcript is spliced from 2 exons. The record is from RefSeq and is a predicted model, not a curated record. Bases 296 to 685 code for a protein of 129 amino acids.